This is a messenger RNA of Cottoperca gobio, 4851 nucleotides long. RefSeq names its product transient receptor potential cation channel, subfamily V, member 4 (gene trpv4). The transcript is spliced from 15 exons. The record is from RefSeq and is a predicted model, not a curated record. Bases 900 to 3536 code for a protein of 878 amino acids. Gene Ontology annotation, molecular function: protein binding; calcium channel activity. Gene Ontology annotation, biological process: actin filament organization; osmosensory signaling pathway; calcium ion import across plasma membrane. Lineage: Eukaryota; Metazoa; Chordata; Actinopteri; Perciformes; Bovichtidae. Gene Ontology annotation, cellular component: cilium; plasma membrane.
AUGAAGGUAAACAUUCCCUUUUUCAUACUAUCAUAGAUGUCUGAUUGAAUAAGAACAGAUUAAAGGUUCCUCUUGGAGAUUUUUUAUAUAUAUUUUGUUUAUCUCUGGUAGCGCUAUGGAUUAGUGGGUCCCCGUUUUGUUUAUCUUGUGCAUCUCACCUAUGCAAGUGACGCAAUACACGAUUCUACCGUUUGCGUCCCACUAUUCCGCUGAUAAAAAGGUGCCGGCAACACGCCAAGAUAUGCUGCAAUGUGCCAGCAAAGGCAGAGAAGAAGAAGACUGUUAGCUAGUAAACAUGUCUUUGCAAAGGAAAUACAUUCAACACACUCAAUGGGCCUCAUGCAGCAACAUUCUCUUAAAUGUCUCUUAUAUUUUCUGUUGAGAGAAAAAAUAAGACACGUGAAUUCCAGAUGGACCAAAACCAUCCUAAUCUGCUUUUACCCAGGUGAUCUGAAUGAUGAAUAUCACUAGGUGUGUGGCUAAUUGUUUAUUAUUCGCAAAGGUAAUGCCCACUAAACACUAUAUAAAGGCAGGUGUUGAGCCGUGUACAAAUACUCUGGCACAUGAAUAAGAAUUGGAGAGAUGCCACCAAAACAGAGGCUUUAAGAAGAAGAACUUCUACAGCAGUGAAAUUGAAGUACUGUUAAAUAAACUUGUAAAUAAGUAAUAUGUGAUUUUCCAGAGCGUCAGUACUGGUGUUACAGGAAAAUCAAAAAGCAUCUAAGACACAAUCCAACAUCCAAAAAUGAGAGGACAUUUGUUAGUAUAUGGCUUCCUGCAUAUCAGCGAGUAACCAUGAAUAUAUAGGCUACAUAACUUUUGUUUGUUUACAGGGAAACUCCACAUGGUGACAUUAGGACUUCUUUUUCCAUUUGUACGACACUUUCCCGACUACCUAAAUGCCAAGCAUCUCACCCAGAACAUUUUGUUUAUUUCAGGGCCGUUCUGCUCUCCUCAGAAGGUGCCACCUCGCCUUGUCCAAGGCCGACACCCUCUCACCAGCUGCUCUCUCUGUGGACACAGACGAUGGCGGGGCCGCUCAGCCUGAGAGCGACGCAGCGCUCGCCCUGUCUGAGUUCUCCCAUCUGUUUGAGAACGGGGAUGACUCCCCGUCAACUAACACGAGUCGGGAUUCAGCCCUGGAGCUGGUUCAGCCCGGCCAGCCUGCAGACAGCCGGCAGAACCUGCGGAUGAAGUUCCAGGGUGCUUUCAAAAAGGGUAUUUCCACCCCGAUGGACCUAUUGGAAUCCACCAUAUAUGAGUCAAAUGUGGUGCAAGGCCCCAAGAAAGCACCCAUGGACUCGCUCUUUGACUAUGGUACCUGCAGGAACACCAGCAACCAGAAGCGACGCAGGAAGAAGCUCCCAAGAGGUAAAACUGAGACAUCCUGUGAAGAUGUUCAAAGCUCAGACCCACCAAAAGUAAUGAAAAUAUUCAACCGCUCACUCCUCUUCGACUGCGUGUCACGUGCAGACGUCGGGGCCCUCGAGGGCCUGUUGGAGUACCUGCAAAGUCACGAAAAGAGGUUAACUGAUGAGGAGUUCAAAGAGCUGUCCACUGGUAAGACGUGUCUGCCUAAAGCCCUGUUGAACCUUUACGGUGGGCAGAACAUCACCAUCCCGCUGCUGGUGGACGUAGCAGAGAAGACCGGAAACCUCCGAGAGUUCAUAAAUACGCCCUUCAGGGACGUCUACUACAGAGGCCAGACAGCGCUCCACAUUGCUAUAGAGAGACGCUCUAAGCAGUAUGUGGAGCUGCUGGUGGAGCAGGGAGCUGAUGUUCACGCCCAGGCGAGGGGACGAUUCUUCCAGCCCAGAAACGAGGGGGGCUACUUCUACUUUGGUGAGCUGCCUCUCUCACUGGCUGCAUGCACCAACCAGCCUGACAUUGUGCACUACCUGACUGAGAAUCCACACAAGAAGGCCGACCUGCGACGCCAGGAUUCACGUGGAAACACGGUGCUGCACGCCCUGGUGCACAUUGCGGACAACACCAAGGACAACACACGUUUCCUCACAAAGAUGUACGACCUGCUGCUUAUCAAGAGUGCCAAGCUGUACCCAGACUGCAGCCUGGAGACAGUGUUUAACAACGAUGGCAUGUCACCUCUCAUGAUGGCUGCCAAGCUGGGCAAGAUCGGGGUAUUUCAGCACAUUAUCCGCCGUGAGAUCAAAGAUGAGGAAGUUCGUCAUCUGUCACGUAAGUUUAAGGACUGGGCAUAUGGGCCAGUGUACUCCUCCCUCUAUGAUCUGUCUUCCCUGGAUACAUGUGGAGAGGAACCGUCUGUGCUGGAGAUUCUGGUGUACAACAGCCGCAAUGAGAACCGCCAUGAGAUGCUGGCAGUGGAGCCCAUCAAUGAGCUGUUGAGGGCCAAAUGGCAGAAGUUUGCUGCUGUCACCUUUUACAUCAGCGUGGUUUCCUACCUCACCACCAUGAUCAUCUUCACCAUAGUGGCUUAUUACCACCCAACACAGGGAACGCCUCCGUACCCUUACAUAACAUCCUCUGACUACCUGCGCAUGGCGGGCGAGAUUGUCACCUUGAUAUCAGGAAUAUUCUUCUUCAUCACCAACAUUAAGGACCUCUUUUUGAAGAAGUGCCCCGGGGUGAAGUCUUUAUUUAUUGAUGGAUCCUUUCAACUGCUGUACUUCAUUUACUCUGUGCUGAUUGUGGUCACAGCUGCUCUCUACCUGUCUGGCAUCAAGGCCUAUGUGGCUGUGAUGGUGUUUGCACUUGUCCUGGGCUGGAUGAACACUCUUUACUUCACCAGAGGCCUAAAGCUCACUGGCACCUACAGCAUCAUGAUACAGAAGAUUCUUUUCAAAGACCUUUUCAGAUUUCUGCUGGUGUACGUGCUCUUCAUGAUUGGAUAUGCAUCAGCCCUUGUAUCCCUGCUGAUAGUGUGUCCACCACCGGGCACAGAGUGUGAAGGGGGCUGCCCCACCUACCCAAACUGCAGGGACCCAGACACCUUCAGUGUUUUCCUACUAGACCUCUUUAAGCUGACCAUUGGGAUGGGAGAGCUGGACAUGAUCCACGGUGCACAGUAUCCUGCAGUCUUCCUCAUCCUUUUGAUUACAUACAUCAUCCUCACGUUUGUGUUGCUUCUGAACAUGUUGAUCGCCUUGAUGGGAGAGACAGUGGGACAGGUGUCGAAGCAGAGCAAGAAGAUCUGGAAGCUUCAGUGGGCAACGACCAUCUUGGACAUCGAACGCUCUUUCCCAGUCUGCCUUCGAAAGUCUUUUCGAGCCGGGGAGAUGGUGACUGUGGGGAAAAGCUGGGAUGGCACCCCUGACCGACGCUGGUGCUUCAGGGUGGAUGAGGUGAACUGGUGCCACUGGAAUCAGAACCUGGCGAUAAUCAACGAGGAUCCAGGCAAGAAUGAGACCUGCCAAGCCACCGGGUUGCAGCAGAGCGUCAGAGCCUUGCGGAGAGACCGCUGGUCCACAGUGAUUCCACGGGCGGUGGAGUUAAGUAAGGGUCCGCGGCCUCGUGAUCUGGUGAUAGAGAUGGAGCCGCUGUCGCCCAGGCACUGACUAGUGCUGUCUUUCUUAUAAAGAGGCAGCAGAGAGCCAUCAGCAUCAGUGAGAUCACUCUGCAGGGGACGAUUUGGCCAAUAAGUGUACUCAUUUGUGCAGAUUUUAUGUGCCUUUUGAUAAAAGAAAGUAUAGUAAAUAUUACAGUGUAAUAGGACAAAGGGCUGAGCACACUUUAAUGUCUUAAAGAAUCACUGAUCUGUAAAACAUCAAAUACAGUUAGAAACACCAAAGUUGAGAUUAAACAAAGUAGCAUUAAGGACACAUUGAGCUGUAAUUAGUUUUGUACUUAUGUAUAAUAGAAAACUUAUUAUAAAAAUGUACUGUACCUCUGUAUUUCAGACAUCAGUUGCUGAUCACUCAGGGAUUCAAGAGAGACGGAAAUAUUUCAGCAUUUUCAGUAAUAAAAAACUGUUGUUAUGUUACAGAAGAUAGAAUCAUGGGUUUUCCAACAGCUAGCAGAAGCAUAAUUACUGUAUUAUUGCAUUAGCAGUGUAAAACAAAGGAUUUGAUAGAAACGCCAUCUACAAAUAUAGUCACAACGGGAGAUAUUUAUUUAAGAAAUCAUUGCAAAACAGUAUUUGCUUGCUUUAUAUUGGAGAGGUCCCUAUAUGAUGUAUCGUAAAGAUUACAUUGUAUAUGUUCAAUUUUGAUUGUUCAGGCUUUAGUGCAUAGAAACAGUAUAUAUGUAUUAUAUAAAGUGUAUUUUCUCUCCAAUUUCUUUUUCGUAUUAGUUACAAAGUCUUGGGCUUGUGCUGCCAGCUCAGGCAGCGCAGCUUUAAUUUGAACUGAAACAAUGCACAAUGCCAAUUUCUAAUGUGUGCAUUAUUAUAUGAACACAAAGACAUUGUUCUGAACAAGAUGGGCAUGAUGAGCAGGUUAUAGUUGUCAAGCUCAUAUGCAAAUGCGAGACAAUAGCCUUCCGUGUUAUGGGUUGUCUUUGAAUUUCCAGAGUUAUUGUUCCUUUGCAGCUGGGGUAUUUGCAUAAUCAACUCUCAGGCCUUGCUAUUAUGUGCAUUCCCCUAUUUGUUGCAGUGUUUUCAUUGCAAUUGGCUCCUUACCCUAUAGAGCGUCUCGUUUAUGCGCAACUACUGUAUGUAUACACAUAUUUGCCUUAUUGUACUACAUGACAGGGUUUGAUUAAGAGCAGAUAGACCAUACAAUUUACUUUCACUAAUCCAUUACUGCCGAGGGUCACAGGUCAUUGUUCACUAUGUUGACAUUGCUUUUAUAAAUAAACAUGUCUAUGCAUUUUUAUAUUGUUUGUAUAUUGCGGCACAGAACAAUAAACACUGAAUUUAUUUUAUGAACCACA